Molecule: messenger RNA, 8222 nt
Organism: Harpia harpyja (harpy eagle)
Lineage: Eukaryota; Metazoa; Chordata; Aves; Accipitriformes; Accipitridae
Product: ADP-ribosyl cyclase/cyclic ADP-ribose hydrolase 2-like
Exons: 9
Coding region: 229-1068 (279 amino acids)
Biological process (GO): positive regulation of B cell proliferation
Cellular component (GO): plasma membrane
Molecular function (GO): NAD+ nucleosidase activity; phosphorus-oxygen lyase activity
Source: RefSeq, a predicted model, not a curated record
GGUUAGACAUGGGGAAGUGAUGUAUUCCUGUGCUGCAAUCGUUCCAGGAAACAGAUUACAGUCCCCAGCAAGGUUCAGAUUUUCGUCUAACUUCUUCUUUUGUGUACAGAGCUGUAGCCAGUAUUGAAAAUAUUAAACGUUAAGCCUCCAGGUUUCCAUUUAAAUUGUAUCAUUUAACUCUCUUUUUUUUCCUUUGUUUUUAAGAACUUGGGUUGUCAAGAAUUCACGAUGAAGAGCCUUUUUUUGUCUCUCGUAGUUGUCUCUGUUCUGUUUAUGAACAGCUUCUCAGAAGUACAGGGAAAGAAAUGGAAAGGUGAAGGUACAACAAAAAACCUGGAAAGUAUUGUCAUUGGAAGAUGCUAUAACUAUAUUAGAAUUGUGAAUCCUGCUGUUGGUGAGAAGAAUUGUUCAGAGAUAUGGGAAGCGUUUAAAAAUGCAUUUAUUAACAAGGAUCCUUGCAGCAUUCUACCUAAGGACUAUGAAUUAGUUAUCAACCUGUCAUUGCACACAAUUCCACCUAACAAGUCUCUCUUCUGGGAAAAUAAUCAGCUGCUAGUCAAGAGCUUUGCUGACAGAGGCCGUCGCUACAUGUCUCUGAGUGAUACUCUGUUUGGCUUCUUUGGAGAUUUUCUAAACUGGUGUGGGCAGGCAAACAGUGCUGGACUGGACUAUGAAUCCUGCCCUACCACGAAGGAAUGUGAAAACAACGCGGUGGACUCUUUCUGGAGGAUGGCCUCAAUCACUUAUGCACAGCACAGUUCUGGGGUGAUACAUGUCUUGUUGAAUGGUUCUGCAGUCGGAGGAGCUUAUCCAGAACCAGGUUUUUUUGCAGAUUAUGAAAUACCUAAUCUCCAGAAAGACAAAAUCUCAAAAAUUGUCAUCUGGGUUGUGGAUGAUAUUGAAGGACCAGAUAUAGAGUCCUGUGGAACUCACACUGUAAAAAUAUUAGAAAACAGGCUAAAAACCCUUGGUUAUGAUGUCACCUGCACUGACAAUUACAAGUCUGUAAUGUUCUUACUCUGCCUGGAUUAUCCUGAUGAUUCUAAGUGUACCCUUUCAUCGUUUUAAACCAUUUCCCUGAAAGUUUUGUGAUGUGGGUACAUUCCUCAGCUGAGGAAACCUGGAUGAGAAAGCUUUUGGAAACCAUUAAUGUCUUUUUCCUUUCGCCUAAGGGAUGAGCAUACCAGUUCCCCAGUAUUACCACAUAGCACUUACAGUAUGUAAGCAGGGGAGCAGCCACCCCUUUCUUUCCAUCCAUGUUGGUACUUAAAUUAAUAUAAUCACUAGUGUAUUCUAAGCACCAAUCUCAUGCUCUCCUGGGGCAACUACUAAGCAACUCAGCUGUUAUCAUCAUCUUAGGAAAAGUUUCCUUGCUUCUUUCCCUCCUGAGCCUUCUAUUCCCUCCUGUAUGCAUGGCAAUGUAAUAGGCUUGAUAUUGGCUUCGUAUCUAUGAUAACCCUAAUCAAGACAGAGCUUCCCAAUCUGAAUGCUAACUAUCAUUGCCACUCCCUGAAAUUUAAGUAGCUAAAAUACUUCAAGCCAAUGAAUACUUACACUUUUCCCCAAAUCACUUACUUCUCUGCGAUAAAGAACAUCUCCAUUGAAAUUAGCUGCUCUUUCAGAAAGAGCAUUAAGCAGAUGUAUAUAAACUAUUUGAUGAUUAUCUUCUAGAUCUGUUUUCUCUGUGGAUGGAUCCCCGCUCCCUGAUGGUCCAUUAACUGACAUGGGAACAGUUUGGUCAGUAGUGGUAUCACUAUUAAGAGCGUGUAUCUGUUAGGAAAAAGUUUCCUUUGCAGAGUGUGCUCAGCGUACACUCAGUGUUCAUGCUUCCAUAAUAAAUAGUGAGACUAGGCAUGCAGGCUCUGUUGCAUCCCCUUUCACAACGGCUAUUUUCUCUUACAAGACUAAUAGCUGCCUUCUCAGCCUCUGGAGAAUAUCGUCCCGAGCCCAGAAACAUUAGAGUUGUGCAAGUGACUUUUUUGUCACUGCAACUCCCGUUACAUUGGCAUACCAAAGGAGAGGGCUGUGUCAGGUCAGCAGAGGGAUGGCCUCUGUACAGAACGUGCUGUAAUGUACUUGGGGCUUCUUGGGUAGUGGUAGCGCCCCUUAACUCCUCUCCAGACUUGAACUGUGUUCCUGCCGAGUCAAAAUUUGGACUUUGGCUUGUUGACACCCUGAUGUUUGAAGAAAACUUGUAAGUAAAAAAAUACCCACUAGGUGGCAUAGAUGGCUUACAAACAUAAGCAGAAAGGAAGCCAGAUGCAACCUAUUAGUAGUGGUAUUUAUUACUUGCAUUACUGCAAUGUCAGGGAGACUUAGAAAUGGAUCUGGAUGCUGUUGUAUCAAGUGCUGUAAAAAUAUAGACCUCUAGGACCACUGCUGUCUAGAAGAGCUCUAUACAAUCUCAAGCAUAAGGCCAGAGACAGUAAAUGGAUGUGGAGAGACAAGGAGGCUCAGGUAUUAAGAUAGAAAAGAGUGUUCCCAGGGUUUUGCACAGAUAUCCUGUUUAUAAAAUCAUGACAGCCAAAAAGAAUCUGGUGGCGAGCUCUUACAAAGAAACUUCUAGCUUAGCACUUGGACUGCAAACUUCAUCCUUGGCAACAAACCCCUGAUAUUUAAAAGAAUCCUAACUCAGCUCUGUGCUGUGAACAUCCUGUUUGUUUUCUUUUCUUCAGAUCUGCACCAGCAGCACAAAGAGGACCUAUAUCUUCGGACAGAGGAGGCAGCUGGAACAAGCUCCUGUUUGUUUCUUUUCUAGGCUUUUUGUUCAGAUUUGCUUUAGUGUAGUAAGUUAAUCAACUGAAUCCUUAUCCUCUGUUUGCCUUAGCUGGCUAUAAAUUUGUCUUCAACUAGUUUCUAACUGCAAUUUCACCCUACUUCUGGGACUGGCAAACCUGCAUAUUAAAACCUUCUAUCUAGAUACCAACUACUUUUGGUAUAAAAAAUUACUGCUACUAGAAAGCCUCACCCUUCAUUUUGUUUUCUGGAAUAGAAGAAAUCCAUUGCCAUUUCCUCUUAUCCUUAUUCUCCAGAAUUAAACUGAGAAUAAUACUUCCUAUUCACGUAUUUCAGAAAUAGAAGUGAAACUAUGCCUGUCAUACAUCUCCCACACAGCUUCUGUUUUUACUAGCAUUUGGCCUUCGAAACUAAGUGUCUGAUUAUCAUGUUUUGGGAAGGGCAAAUAUGAAUUCAGAUGGGAGAGAGCUUAGAUUGCUCACUUGGUACAAGAUACAAUAGGCGAGACAGUGGAAAAAUUAAACUCCUUUUCAUAAGUGGUCCAGUACUUGGGCCAAACUUACCUGAAACUAUCAUACAGUGAGAUUCUGGCUUACAUACUUGUGUACAGUAUUUUACCACAUAAUAUGGAUUGCUUUGUCAUCCAUACAGCUGUUCCUCAGCUAGCUGUUUCCUGGCCACUGGAUAGCCAAUAGUCAGGAAUACCAGGCCUAGAAAGUUCCACAGUGUCCUGGUUUCGGCUGUGGUAGAGUUCAUUUUUCUUUCUAGUAGCUGAUACAGUGUUAUGUCUUGGAUUCAGUAUGAGGAGAAUGUGGAUAACACACUGAUGUUUUCCGUUGUUGCUACAUAAUGUUUAUACUAAGUCAAGGACUUUUCAGCUUCUCAUACACAGCCAGCGAGAAGGCUGGAGGGGCACAAGAAGUUGGGAGGAGACACAGCCAGGGCAGCUGACCCAAACUGGUCAAAGGGAUAUUCCAUGUCAUGUGAUGCCAUGCCCAGUAUAUAAACUGGGGGGAGUGGGCCUGGGAGGGAUCUCUGCUCGGGAACUAACUGGGCAUUGGUUGGCGAGUGGUGAGCAAUUGCAUCAUGCAUCAUUUGUAUAUUCCAAUCUUUUUAUUAUUAUUGUCAUUUUCUUAUUGUUAUUAUUAUCAUUAUUAUUUUCUUCCUUUCUGUUCUAUUAAACUGUUCUUAUCUCAACUCACAAGUUUUACCUUCUUCCUUCCCAUUUUCCCCCCCAUCUCACUGGUGGGGGGGGAAGUGAGCGGGCAACCGCAUGGUGCUUAGUUGCUGGCUGGGGUUAAACCAUGACGCACAGGUUUUCCACCAUGAUGUGAUGGUUGAUCACCAUGAUGUGAUUUAUGGCAUAUCAAAUUCAGACGAGAACCUGCCAAGUUUUCCUUACCUAUGCUGAAACAUCCUUUGAUUAGUUCCUUCAACAUCCUCCUCAUUUUUAUUGCUUGUUUGAUGCUCUCUUUAACAGCAGCUGCCAGAAUAAUGAGAGGUAUUUGUUUGUAACACAGACACAGCUCAGAUAACUAAACCCAAGCAAUUUUGAUCAGUCUUGUAUUUGUCCACAGCAGAUCACAUCAUGACACAUUUUGGACCACAGGCUGUAGAGGUAGUGCAUAUGAGGCUCCCAGAUAGGUGUCCAAGCCAUUGUUUGGUGUAGUGUUGUCCUACCCACUAACCUGCAUAUUAUAGUGUGUGUGGAAUUCAGAGAAUAGCUUAAUACCUUUAACAAGCCAUAUGCCUCUCAGGCAACUUCCAUCCACAAGCCAAGCAUCCCAGCUGGCCAACUUUUGCUUUCCAGCCUAUGAAAGCUUUCCAGCCUCUGGAUGCAAUCCACUCUAGCAGCACAGUCAGUGCUGGCUGUUACAUAUAAUACCAAACACACUGUAGGAAGUGCUAAAUAAUUCUGUUUUGAAAAAAAAAGUAAAAUACAGAAUAGGAUAGAUAGGAUUCAAAUAAUUUGAGGUUAUUUGCUGCGUAACCUUGUAUCAGGAACACCACACUCAGAAAUCUCUUGCAGUGUUCUUGCCUCUUUUCCCAUUACUUCAACUCGGUACCAAAGACAGCAAUUUUUUUUCCAAUAUCUUUUGAAUAAAGUGUCUCAAACUUGCUGGAAAAGCUUGGAAAGAUCAGUAAAGAUUUUUAGCUAACCAACUAAUAUAGCUGGGAAAAAAAGAAGGCAAAGUUUUAGAUACAUAGGCUUCCUGAGAUCUUCAAGGCAGCAAAUUUCAAGCUGAAUGUGGAUCAUUUGUUCUGAGUUUAAUGUAAUGGUUUUAAUCUGUGUGAAAGAACAGUGUGACUGGCAUCUUUGAAGCAGAGAGGCAGAAGUGUCAGCAAAGCGAGAAACAAUAAGGUCAUUUGUUACUCCCAGAGGGAGGGAGAGAUAUGAACAAAAAGUUGUGAGCAAGAGAAUCCCUUAUAUCUCUCUUUUUUAUUUCUACAUCUACAAAGUGUGUGAAUAGUGCUAUUUACACAUAUAUUUUACACUUACAUGGUGAGAAUCGGCUAGGUAUGACUGUGGUCUGUCUUGAACACUUGGGGUAAAUGCUCUGGUUAGCAAUGUCUCAUGUAACAGCUGUGCCAAAUUUGGAGAAAUCAUAAUGUCCAAAAGACAUCUGCCCUUCUCUGUAAACUCACAGAGGCCUGGUAAUGUUCAGCAGGGUCCUUCAAAUAUAGAUUCAAAAUGUUUCAAUCAUUCAUACUUGUACUAGCAGUACUGCAAAAACAGCUUCCUCCAGACCUGAAUUCAAGGGGGAAAAUGUUUCAUAAGAAAACAUUAUGUAUAUCGCUUCAUUUUGAAUCCAGCUGGAUGCCACAGUCCUGUGUAGAUCUGUUAAUAUCCAACUACUUAUGACAAAUUAAAGCAUCACGUACAGGAGCAUUACAAGGUGCUCUGCAUUUCUGCAGACAGACCUGUGGAAGCUACUGAUACUAAAGUGGUAUUUCCUGUCUUUGCCCAUAUUGUGGACCACUUAAGAACUCAGUUAUGUCACACUCUUCACUCCUAUAUAGAAAUAAAUAUCAUCUCCCCUUCUGCUAACCUACCUUUUUUUCCUGCUGCAUGUGUUCCAGUCAUAUCUGACAAAAGCCAAACUCUAAUUCAGAGUAAUUCCUUUUUUCAGCAUGUAUGUGCAUACACACAUCUAGAUCUGCUCAUACCUGCUCUGUCUACUUCUAAAUGCAAACUCUCAAGUGCUCUGGAGUAAGAAGUUAUGAGAAUAAAGCAAGGACAACUGGUUCACCUCUCUGCCCUUUUUAUACUGCUGGUGUUUAUUUUUGUCGUAUUGGCCUCGAUGUGAUAUUCAGCUGACAUGACUGUGUUUCCAAUCAGCAAUCUUAAAUGUAGUGAAACUUGAACUGAAGAUUCAAGAAGUUGCAUAAUACUUAUUGUUCAAAGAAAGCUAACUCUUUUGACAGUUUUCUUUUCAAUGGAUUAGCUAGAAAUAAUUCUGAUGUGUUCUGCUUCAACAAUAGAGAGUGUAAAGUGGAAGAAGGGUGCUUUUAGCAGAGCCAAGAAGUUUGGUUUAAAAUAGCUCAGUAUGGGGAGGCACAGUAUCUUAAUUUAGCCAAAUGUUAGGGUGGCUCAAGCACUUCACAAGUGUUUUUCUGAUUUUCAGGUUUUUCCUAAUUCCAGCUUCUGCCCAGUCUAAAUUUACUUGCCAUUUUAUUUAAGAGCUGAAGGAUAUAAUCUGCCAGAUUUUGUUUAUAAUCUGCAGGCAUCUGAUUUCCUGCGAAUUAUGAAGGCAAGCUCAGAGGAGACCUCCGUUGCCUUACUGCAGCAGUGCAGUUCCAAGUGCAGGCUGGCAGGGAGAGGGGCCCAGGAAACUGGAGCCUGGGAGCGUGGCACAUACAUAACCUCACACCAUGCCAGAGUAUCCACCCUGCCUGGGCAGCCCCUCUUCGCCUACCUUCUCCUCUCUUUCCUGCAGCCGCAGCAAAGGUGAACCUGAUCUCAGGUCAGAUGAGUUACUUUGUAUUUUUAGCUGAAUAUGUGAGCGGAAAAUUAUGAUGUUGGAUGUUUUAUAGAAGGAAAAUGAAGGAGGAAAUUAUAAUACAUAUUUCCUUUCAGCAGCAGGCAGUGAAGUAAAGUAACUAGUCUUUUACUUGUGACUAUUUGUCUAGGAAUAUCUCUGCACUAUGUAGGCAGUAAGUGUGCUAAGUUCCCAAAGUGCAGACAGAGGGGAUGCUCCAGAACUGUAUGUCUAAAGUAACUCAAGUUAUAACAUUAGUUACAACAAUUAACAAAGAAAUAGUAUUUUUUAAUCCAGUAACUGUGUUUGCCUGGGCAUCUCUUAGUGAUUACACCUGAUACAGUCUGAUAUCAGGUGCUAAUGAGUGCUUGGAUAGAUAAUUAACAAGGAAUGUCAGUUAUUGCAGGCAUAAACUAGGAUGAUACGUCAAGAAUCUGGCAAACACUGGAUCACCAAACUGCAGGAGGACUCUUUUUCCCAUUUGCAACAGGUGGAGUCAAGAGAGCAGUGCUAAGAAAAUGGCAAGUAUUCUAUAUGAUAUGCUAAGUCAGGGUACAGGUGUGGAAAAGCUCCUAGGUCACACUAUACCAUUUUAAAGAGCAGCAAGCAAAGAAGCGAAUGAGCAGAAAUAAGUAUUCAGUCAAAAUGCUGCAAUCUGAAAUCUCAACUGUAGGAUGUGCUGGCCUGUGUCGUGCUUUAUUAUUACUUUUGUUUUAAUGAAAGAUGCCAGAAAAGUCAGCUUUGGUAUUUCCACAAAGCAGAAUGAAUGCUCUGAGCUUUCACCCUGAAUCUUCUGUCACAACUGCUCAUUAACAUGGGGUUAAAUGAAAACAGAGCUGCUGGAAUAAUAUGAAAAAGGAAUGAUGACAAGCAGAGUAUAUGAUGUCAUAUAUCAUGCAAGAAGUUAAGGACAGUAAGAAUAGCCCAUAAACUUAAAAGCCACAGCAUCAAAUCCUGGACAAAUAUUUGUAUGUGUGUAUACAAAAGUAUGUUUUACCUAGCUGACAGGCGGGAAAGAUCUUGUUUUUCAAGUUUCUUGUUUUUUGAUCUUUGAACCAUCACAUGGAUCCUUUCCAAGUGGCACAUCUACCCCCUAUAGUUCUUUUGGGAGAAUUUUUGCAACUUACACACUCCUGUGCUUGCAGAGCAUACUUGUGUAUCAACCUUGUUUCCUUGGCUGCCUCAGUGGGAUGGGAGCCUGCUGGGUAUUUCCCUGCAGAAUGUGUGAGCAGCAUAAUAAUUGGUACUGGCCAGAAAACAAGCACUCGAUUUCAGGAGAGUCGGUGAGGUUACUGCAUUUGCUUUUCCUCUGCACUAAAACUAAACCUUGAAAAAACGUUUUGCACAAAAAAAGUACAGCAACCUUAUCAGAAACCACGGUAAGAUCCCUCACUGCUGGAUUAUAGCUUUGGUAUAGCUCUCACUUUCUUGCAAACUCUUCUAUUGCAGCUGUUCCAUUUUGUAUAAAUUAAACAUGUCUUGAAUAAAAAAAUAUUUUCUUCAUAA